Messenger RNA from Entamoeba nuttalli P19, 1566 nucleotides. RefSeq lists its product as hypothetical. The record is from RefSeq and is a predicted model, not a curated record. The transcript has a single exon. The coding region runs from base 1 to 1566 and encodes 521 amino acids. Lineage: Eukaryota; Evosea; Mastigamoebida; Endamoebidae.
AUGAAAAAUAAAAAUUCAUUAUUGAGACAACACAUGAAUAGUCAACAAUGCAACGAAAUUCUUAAUAACCAAAUUCAAACAAUUGAACAAUUAGUUAAUAAUAAUUUUGAAGAAAAACAACGUGAGCUUGAAAUAAAAAAACAAAAAGAAGAUGAAUAUUUACAUAGUGAAGAAUAUCAUAAGAAACAACAAGAAAUCAAUGAAAAAAAAGAAAAGAUACAAAUAUAUGAUGAGUUAAUAAAUAAAAAGAACGAGAUUGAAAAAGAAAAAGAAAUUUUAGAUGAAAAGAAAGUCAUACUAAAGUCAAUGAAAUUACUAGAAAAAAUGUUGCAAAUAAGUCAUAAUGUUGAAUCACAAUUAUCACUUGUUAGUUCAAAUUCACCCACUUCAAAAAUAAUGAAUGAUUUAUUAAUGUCAUUAAAAGAAUAUCAAGAAAUGAUAACCAAUGAAACAAUUGAAAUUCCUAAACAAAUGAACUCUUUGUAUUCACAGUUUAUUCUUUCUUUUCAAUAUUAUAUUAAUCAGUCAAACUCUAUUAUAUCAAAUAGAUUAAAAAAUUACUUAAAACCAAAAAAAUUCCCAUUUGUCAAAAUAGAAAAACAAGAGGAAUGGGAAAAUAUUAAAAGGGAUUAUCAAUUUUUAAAAAAUAUUCAUAUAUUACAACCAGAAUUAAAUGAUGUUUCAAUUAAUGCAUUAAUGGAAAAUGCAGUCUUAAAAGUUCAACAUUUGUUUCAAAGAGAAGAUAGUAAAUUAUAUCAACCAACAUCUUUAGAUUUAGUUCUUCCUUAUAUUAUUGAAGUUAUUGAAAAUGCUGAACAACAAUUAACUGAUAAUAAUAUUGAAUUUAAUUCAUUAAUGACACCAUUUAUUCCAAUUCUUAGAUUUAGAAUAUUAAAAGACAUCAAACAAUUACCUGGCCUUUAUGUUUUAAUGUUACUUGGUUAUUUGUUUAAAUAUAUUGAAAAAUAUCCCUCAUUAUUAUCAUUACUUAAAGAAAAGGAUAUUUGUGAUAAUAUUAAUAUUUCACUAAAAGAAAGUGCAGAUUUAAAAGUGGAAUAUAUCUCAAAAAUGGGUAAUGAUUUAUGGCCAAUUCCUCUACAUAGAGGAAGUGGUGAAUUUAUGAUGAUGUUGAAUGAGGCAGUAAGCUUUUGUUUAAAAGCAGGAACAUUCGCAAAUGAACUAAUUGUUAGUUAUGUAUUUGAAAUGGUUAUAAAAUUUGAAGAAUAUAUGAAAAAAAUAGAAAUGACAGGAUUAAAAGAAGUUUGUGGUCUUGCAAACUCAUGGAAAUUAUUUGCUGAAGCGUUAAAGAAAAAUACUGAACGUAUGAAAGAAAAGAAUGUCAAUUGUUCUAUUUUAUUGUCCAGAAUAGAUGAAUAUGAAAAAGAAGCAAAAAGUGCAGUUUUAGUAAUUGUUGAAGAUAUUGAUCGAUUAUUAGAAGAAGAGCAUUAUUCAACAUUUAAUGAAGCAGUUGAAAGCUCAAUUUAUUUACGAAAAAGAAAAGAUGAAAUUCAGUUAUACUUACAUCCAUCAUUAUACAAUUACUUCACAGAAAAAAUAAAUGAAUAA